Molecule: messenger RNA, 546 nt
Organism: Cylindrotheca closterium
Lineage: Eukaryota; Bacillariophyta; Bacillariophyceae; Bacillariales; Bacillariaceae
Source: the annotation of a GenBank genome assembly
AUGUCGAAGCAUAACGACGUUGAAUCUAGCGGUUGUCUCGAUACACCUUGCAUGGUUUAUGGAUUCGGCUGCAUCUAUUGGGCCUUUGAUUGCAAUACCUCCGGUUUGGUAUGCAAGGGAAAGAGUGAAGAACUAUGCAUUGUUCGUGAGGCAUGUCUAGACUUCAAUGAACCUUCACUUGGAUGGGGACUUGUUACUGACGAAACGAAUAGGGAGUUCUGCAAGGUUGCGGCACCUUGUUGUGCGGUUGGCCUCAAGUUUCCUGAAUACUGCUGCCGAAUUGGAGGUUGGUUUCUAUGUAUUAAAACUGUAGGAUCGCUUCCGUUUGAUAAAGACUACGUUGGAAAACCAAUAUGUGCUGUCGGAGGUGUUCAGUGUUUUCCAGAGUUCAGCUGCUGUGGGCGGUCUGGUACAGAAUCGGCAUGUCUAGAGCGCCCCAUGAAUGUCUAUUUAAUUUCACCCUCUCGCAAGGCAAUGUCUCGAGUCGACGACAGCCCUGAAGCUGGUGAGAAAGCUGGAAUUGCGAAUUACAAUGAUUUGGAGUGA